AUGCUGAGGUUCCUCCAAAUCUUGGGCUCCUUCGUGCUACUGCAGGCAGUUGCGUCGCAGCAGAUAUGGGAUAUAUGGCAAACAACAUGGAAUAGGAACAUGCUGUUCACUUAUUUCCAACCCACGCCGGACCCUAUUAACUUCGUUACUCCUGGCGCCAUUGGGAGCGCGGACAUCGUCAUCGAUGAUUCCUCAGUAUAUCAAACCGUGUAUGGUUUCGGAGCAUCACUGACCGAUUCUUCGGCUGAGUUGUUGAGCAACUUGAAGGCAUGCCAUAACCCUGGAAGUUAUUGGCAGCUCAUGGAUUAUUUAUUUAAUGCCACGGAUGCUGCUAACUCAGCCGGGUUCUCCUAUAUCCGUGUCCCACUCGGAGCCUCAGAUUUUUCUGCAAAUACCUACAGCUAUGACGAUAUCAGUGGAGACACUUCACUGAAUGACUUUAACAUUAAUGCCGCGCCCUCUGACGUUUUCUCGGUUCUUCAAGACAUUCUAUCUAUCAAUCAUAUGGCCAGAUUCCAUAUCGUGCCUUGGUCACCGCCCGGUUGGAUGAAGAGCGGGGGGACCAUGCUCGGAGGCUCGUUAAAUACUCAAUAUAUUAACACUAUGGCAAACUACCUCUUGAAGAGCGUGCAGGCAUUCUCAAACAAGGGGAUUCCCAUUUAUGCAAUCAGUAUCCAGAAUGAGCCGGAAUACAGCGACUCCACAUAUCCGAGUUGCAACAUGCCGGUGGCAACUGAGGCACAGAUUGGGUUGGCUCUGCGCACGCUGUUGAACAAUGAUGGUUUUUCGGGUGUAAAGAUUAUUGGUUACGACCACAACUGGGCGGACGCUGCCAACUAUCCUGUCCAACUAAUGCAACAAGCGGAAAGUGCCUUUGACGGGGUGUCUUUCCAUUGUUAUCAGGGUUCCGUCAGUGACCAGGCAUCAUUCACUUCUCAGUAUCCAAACAAGGAAGUGUACUUCACGGAGUGCUCAGGGGCCCUUGGCUCUGACUGGUGGAGUGAUAUCAAGUGGUACAUGGACAAUCUUUUCAUCGGCAGCAUCUCAUACGGUUCCUCCUCUGGAUUGAUGUGGAAUCUCGCGCUCGACGGAAGUGGUCAGCCAUUACUUCCAGGCACCGACAGCUGUGGUGGUGGAUGUCGUGGUGUAGUCCAAAUCAAUAAUGAUGGAACUUGGAGCGUAAACCAAGAAUUUUACUCUAUGGCUCAAGCUUCUAAAGCAAUUCUUCCUCGCGAUGUCGGCGGUCCAUGGGGCCAGCGAAUUGGCGUGAGCGUUGGCGGUUCGCUUGACUGGGCUCUUGUGGUCGGCGCCUACAAGACGGGCAGGGUUUCGUCGAGUGACUGGAACAGAUACAGCAUCGUGGUACUGAACUGGGAUGACAGUGCGUCCACCACUUGGAAUCCUCAGCCUGUCGAGGCCACUAUCGAGUUCAGGGGCAUGCAGGCUACGUACACAUUUCCCGUCGGUGUUACCACGCUUUGGUGGUACGCUCCCAACUAGCUGUAUCUUGAUAUCUAUGUAUUUUUUUCACGUCCCGGGUUUGUUAUAUGUGUAUUAUUUUGUUUGUUGAUUUAUUUGUAUCAAUAAAACUAAUUAUGCCAGCUUUCCAAUCGAAUUGUUGCUGUGCAGAC
Molecule: messenger RNA, 1631 nt
Organism: Suillus clintonianus
Lineage: Eukaryota; Fungi; Basidiomycota; Agaricomycetes; Boletales; Suillaceae
Product: glycoside hydrolase family 30 protein
Exons: 15
Coding region: 1-1500 (499 amino acids)
Biological process (GO): glucosylceramide catabolic process
Molecular function (GO): glucosylceramidase activity
Source: RefSeq, a predicted model, not a curated record